AUGCCCCAUUUCGAUACCAAGAUCCUUCAGUCCUACGUACCGUCACGAACACCUGCCUUGCCCGAGCCUGGCCUCGAAAUACCCCCUUCCCGCUUCGUACCUGUAUCAAGAAAGCACAAUCCUUACCGUGAGCGAGAAUACGUGUCUGCGGGAUGGCCAAGGCAGGUCAGCUUAGGACCAGGCCCAGACCAAAUUGACGAUCGACUCCUCGAGGAAGACAAUGAAGACUUUUACGUCCCGCCCGUGGAAUGCAUGCCUGGUGACGAGUACAAUGACACGGAGAUCUGGCGUCCCCUGAGCCGACGCCUCGUGGAGAUAUACGGCAGACCUCAGUUCCCUAUCACCGAGUGGCCUGAGUGGAUCGUCAACGAGUACUACCGUGGUCUACAAGAGCACCACUUCGCGGUGGAGAGUGAUGAUUGGCUGGCGAGAUCCAGGAGUCAAACUAUCGUUUGUAGGAUCUGGUUACAGACGUUGGCACGAGAGGACGUGAUCGAGGAGUGGGUGCGACUCCAUCCCGACCUGUAUUACACUGCACAAUCCCCGGUCACAGUAGAAGCAGACGAAGUGAGGGCAGAGCCAUCGCAGACUGGCACCACAAGUGAAGAAGAAGACAUCAGACCUGCAUUCACUUCACUGCAGCGGCAACACAAGAGGACUAGUAGCUCUUGGCACCAGACCAAUGUUGGUGGCAGUGAGAGCUCGACUUUUGUGGAAGAUUACAUCGACCACGAUUGCCAUCGCGAACAACACUCGCCCAAAGCAUGUCGCGAGUCUAAGCUCAAGCGGGAGGAAGGAGAGGCUGAAGUGAGAGAAGAGCCAACCACCGCUCCUCAGACUCGCACAUACCGCAACUUCCGCAUGCAAAAAGACGCGCAGCCGAAGAGCAGGGUACGUUUCGAGGACGAAGCUCCCACUGCCAUCAAAACCUCACUACAAUCACCUCCGCCCUCGGCGGCGUACAUACCUCUACCGCCCACUCCCGGCGCCUGGCCCCAAAGUGAGGAGAGUUCGCCAGCUGGUUCUGACCCUAAUGAGCGUGGUCCAGAUCCAGCUUACAUAGAAAACUCGAAGCGAUGGGCGGAAGACGCCAAGAAGCAUGGAACAGGGAUCGGCCAAUCCGCGCAACCGUCGCCGGGUGCUAAGGAGUACCUGGAGAAGCUCCAUCGAGGCGCUGUCAAUGCUCAUCUUGACGCCUAUAGAAAGUGGAAAUAUGCCACCACGGCGGAUAGGAAUAAAAUAGACGCGAUCAGGGAGCUCGCCGAGAUGCGAGCUAGGAACGAUGUUGCAAGUGGAUGA
Fulvia fulva is the source of this 1299-nucleotide messenger RNA. RefSeq lists its product as uncharacterized. NCBI's taxonomy places the organism in Eukaryota, Fungi, Ascomycota, Dothideomycetes, Mycosphaerellales, Mycosphaerellaceae. The transcript has a single exon. The record is from RefSeq and is a predicted model, not a curated record. The coding region runs from base 1 to 1299 and encodes 432 amino acids.